Molecule: messenger RNA, 1950 nt
Organism: Penicillium waksmanii
Lineage: Eukaryota; Fungi; Ascomycota; Eurotiomycetes; Eurotiales; Aspergillaceae
Exons: 1
Coding region: 1-1950 (649 amino acids)
Source: RefSeq, a predicted model, not a curated record
AUGGCUACUUCUCGCCCUCUCCCACUCGCCGAGGAGUGGAAAAACCCGGAUUCUUACGUCGACGAGUUGCUGGAAUUUGCGACAUCGUCUAUUCUAUUUAUGAACCUCUGUGGUGGCGUGCAUAUCCUCGACUUUCUGACACGAAAACCUGACCUUUAUUCUACCUUACUUCCGGCUGAUUGGAGGGAAUUCUUCGAGCAUCAUGACGUUCAUGAAGUUCUCCAUCUUCUUUUGCAUGAGAACAUUGAACCACUGCGGGACCCUCAGGAUGACGAGAAUGAUGAUAGUCAAACCUGGAAUGGUGGCGCGCGUCCUCCUCAAAGUCUUAUAGACUACAUUCACAAUAUUCGCCGACUGAGUCUGCGGCGAGAAUUUGAUGUCCCACCGCCCUCCAUGAGAACUGCGCUUCCAUAUAAGACUACCGUGGGAAUGAACAAAAAGAAACUCCACGAAGUUGAAUUCUUCUCCCGUCAUGUUGCUUCGCUCUCGGAUGUGGUGAAUGAGCGCCGGAAUGAGCCUAUAUCCCACAUUGUCGAUUUCGGAUCUGGACAAAACUAUCUAGGUCGGACGCUAGCUAGUUCGCCUUACCACAAGCACAUCAUCGCGAUUGAAAGACACCAUCACAACAUCAGCGGUGCCCAAGGAAUGGAUAUACAUGCUAUGCUUGCUGAGAAAAAAGAAAAAAAGGUAUAUGUGCAUAAACGCAAGACUUCUUGCAAUGAAUGCGAUGGAAAACCGGAUGUUGCAGAUUCUAGCGAGAUCUCAGCACCACAGCCACGCCCAGAAAUGCCUCAAUCAUCAAUCAAUACACAUGGUGCGCCGGAUACUGGUACGGAGGACCAAGAAGUAACCACCUUCAAAAUGUUGGGCCAAAUCGAUUUGGGUCCCAACGAAUUGCGAGCCUCUUCAUCCAAAAAGCAAUCGCAGCGACAAAAGCCCGAGGAAGCUGAAAUCGACACCCGCGGCAAGCUCAGCUAUAUUGAACAUGAUAUCUCAGAUGGAUACCUGGAACCUAUAAUUAACCAUGUGGUGCGCCCAUCCCCUGUGGCGACCCCCAUGGAAAUCCAAGACUCAAAUGAAACUUCAAUCACGGUCAAUCUGGACGAAGAACAACCGAGCGACGCUCGUGUUAUGGUUGUUUCUCUCCAUUCAUGUGGCAAUCUGUUACACCAUGGUGUCCGAUCUUUGGUCUUAAACCCGUCAGUUGUGGCUGUGGCAAUGAUCGGUUGCUGUUACAACCUCAUGACCGAGCGUCUGGGGCCUGCAACUUACAAGCUUCCAAUCCUUCGCUCCCUUCAUCCACGGUUGAACCAAACUGGAAACUCGUAUGAUCCGCAUGGAUUCCCGAUGUCUCAGCGCUUCGAAACAUAUGAAAGUGAGGGUGCUACUGGAAUGAAGCUCAACAUCACCGCUCGCAUGAUGGCCGUUCAAGCACCCUAUAACUGGGGCCGCGAGGAAAGUGAAGGAUUCUUUACUCGUCAUUUCUUCCGCGCUCUGUUCCAGCGUGUACUCCUCGACCGAGGUGUUGUGCCCCAGCCCGAUAUUCCUAAGGAUCUCUACAAUGAUGAUGGUGACAUCGAUAGGCCCCCGCCACUUAUUCUUGGAUCUCUACGCAAGUCGGCUUUCACGUCGUUCGCUGCGUAUGUUCGAGCGGCUACCGUUCGACUCAGCCGCGAUCCCCAUCAUGGUACGAAAAUUCAGAAGCACAUUUGUACCAUGAGCGAUGAUGAGCUUGAUCGCUAUGAAAACGAAUAUCAGUAUGCCCGGAAAAAUCUAAGCAUCGUAUGGAGUCUCAUGGCUUUCAGUGCACAGGUCGUUGAGGCGAUUAUUGUGACAGAUCGAUGGCAGUUUUUACGCGAACACGAUUCAGUCAAGGAAUGCUGGGUGGAGCCAGUUUUUGAUUACUCUAUUAGUCCUCGCAACCUGGCUGUUAUCGGUAUCAAGGCAUAA